Messenger RNA from Bufo bufo (common toad), 2696 nucleotides. RefSeq names its product X-ray radiation resistance associated 1 (gene XRRA1). Lineage: Eukaryota; Metazoa; Chordata; Amphibia; Anura; Bufonidae. The transcript has 18 exons. Bases 286 to 2457 code for a protein of 723 amino acids. Gene Ontology annotation, molecular function: protein binding. The record is from RefSeq and is a predicted model, not a curated record. Gene Ontology annotation, cellular component: nucleus.
UGGUCGCUUUCUAGCCGUGACGUAUGAUCCCCCUCUCCUCCCCUCCCCCGCCUUUUCCUCUCGUCAUCAUUCGAUAAACUAACAGACCGGAAGUAACGUCACGACGUAAAGCUACGUACGGCCGAAGGGUGUCGGGAGUUGUAGUUCUGGGAGGCUUUUGUAAACUGAGAGCGACUCUUGUUGCUAGGAGACGAGGAGAUUGGGCAAAGAAGGGGAAACCUGGGCUCGGGGAGCGGCUUGAGGCGCCGGCACCUGACGGUAAAGCGGCCCGAUACAGAGCCGAUCAUGAUGGACGCCGCACCUCUUUACGCCACCAAUUACUUCCCGGCGAGGAGCCUCUUCGGAGCCAGCCUCGGAGGGGCCGGUCACUGGCGGGUGGCUCGGAGGGACCCCCAGGACAAGCAGUUUCGGACAGUUGUUUGCUCAGCGUCCUCAGAGCAGAAGAAGGCGACUGAAAACGGAAGAGUAAGAAGGCGUGAAACUCGGAGAUGGCGAAUCAACAAGAUGGAAGACAGUGUGGAGCAUGUGCUGGAUACCACACUGCUGAUGAGGACGCAUCACGUGAAGAAGCCGUCUGAUCUGUGCGCUGCCGACCUCAGUGACCGAGGGCUGACGACUGCAAUGCAGUGGGAGAAGUUUCAUCAGUUCACCUGCCUGGCUUACAUCAAUGCAUCGGAGAAUAACCUGCCUCUAGAGGCUUUUCGGACAUUUCCUGCUCUCAGAGAACUUGAUCUUUCCAUGAAUGGAAUCCACAGAAUCACCAUCGUCCCCGGAGAGUUCCCACAGCUUGAGGUCCUGGAUCUUUCCUACAACUCUCUCUUCCCCGGGGACAUCCGGCAGCUGGGGGUCCUCCCACGUCUCCGAGUCCUCUGCCUGACAGGGAACAGGCUGACCCACCUGCCUCCGGACCUGACUGCUCCCCCCACGAAAGAUGGAGAGAUCCUGAUGUUCCCGAGUCUGGAAGUGAUGAUGUUAGAUGAUAAUUUACUGUCUCAUCCUGACGUCUUUAUGAGCCUGGCCGGUCUACAAGGGUUAAAGCUGCUGAAUCUGGACAAGAACCACAUCUCCGCUGUCCCCUUCCUGUCAGUGAGCUGCUCGUCCAUCAGUGAGACAGUGCCAGGAGGAGUUAUGGAGGGACAAGGUCAGGUGACAGAAGGUGACGUGGAGCGGAGUCAGGCAGCUGAAGACACCGUGGAUUAUGUGGUUCUCUGCAGCACAAGGGAUCCUGACAGGACAGAGGUGAUAUUCCCCUCCCCCCGCUCUCCGUUGCCCUCCGACCGUGCCCUGAAACCCCCGAAUAUCACCAUUCACCCCUCAGCUCUGACACCCCCAGAAUCAGCAUCACCCCCUCUGCCCAGCCUGAGGACCCUGAGUCUGGCGGACAACAAGAUACGUUAUGAAGAGGACGUGCUGCCCGUGGCGCUGUUCGCCUCACUACAGGAGCUGAUAAUUAACGGGAACCCCCUGACAACUCUCAGAAAAGGUGACCCCCCAUUACUGCGGAGCUUCCUCCAGCACAGGCUCGGGAUCAAUGUGAUUCGCAAAAAGUCUCCGGGAUUCCAUAAACCUCCUCUCAUCAUCCCGAGAAAAGAGGAGCGGAAGGUCACAACUCACGUCCCCAAAAUCCCUAAACAGCCUCUGAUGUUGGAGUCUCUGUUACCCUGUUUCCUGAGACUUCCUCAUCCCGAGAGUGACGUCACUGAAUCUGUGAUGUCGUCCAGCCCACUGCCACCAAUCAGAACCUCUUCAGAAGGAGGCAAGGACACGCCCCCGAGGAGUCAGGAGUCGGAAGAGGAAAUGAGCUUCAGUUCUGACCCGGGCGUGGAGUCCGUGUUCAUGACACAGGUGGACACUAUACCAGAUUCUCCUGCAGAGUCUCUCCACAACCCACACCCAAGAACCACCCCCGAGGAGCGAGAAACAGCAACGGAUAAGAAGACAGAACCUAAGAUCCCGAAGAAGUUCAUAGGCUACGAGGAGCUGUACAAUGUGAAGACGGAUCCUGCAUUCAUAGAGCCAGUAGGUAUACAGAACAAUGUGCGAGCCCUGGAAUAUGCGCUGAGACAUCUGCUUGUCUACAGAGACUACAAACCGAGACUGCACAGUGUCCAGAAGCCGUACGUCCCCGGAGAAAGCAAGUUUGGAGAAGUCCAUCCGCCACCUCGGAAGAGUAAGAAGGACGUAGUGGCCGAAGUCUUGACCAGCAUGAAGGAGCGGCGCCACCUAAUGGAGGUCCCAUUGGACUCCGCCCUGGAGGAGGGCAGGUCCAGAAAACAGCACAAAGAAGCAGAACUGCUGCUGAAGGAGUUACAGAAGAAAUAUCAAUUCUUCCACCAGGAGGCGGUGAAACGGGCGUUUGAGGUGGAGGCCGGACUCCGGGACACCGCCAGGCAACUGCUACAGGCUCAGAGAAAAGCGGGCGAUGUUCACAAGAGGGCAACGACUGGGAAAACCUGAGGAGCAGGGACACCUGGAGAGGAAAAAUCACCAAAAUGUGUGAACGCCGACUUACAGUUCACUUAUAUAAUUUAUCUACAUACAAAUCAGUCACUAACAUUACCGAUCGUGUACUGACACACCAGAGCUGCACUCAUAAUUCUGUAGCUUUAGAGCUGAAAUCUCCCAGUAUAGUUCAGUGUCUAUGUAUAAUACAGGAUGUAACUCGGGAUCAAUACAAAAUAAGUAAUGUAUGUACA